This is a messenger RNA of Dentiscutata erythropus, 453 nucleotides long. NCBI's taxonomy places the organism in Eukaryota, Fungi, Glomeromycota, Glomeromycetes, Diversisporales, Gigasporaceae. The record is from the annotation of a GenBank genome assembly.
AUGUAUAGAGGUAAAAUUGAACUUGGAGGACAAGACGGGCAAAAUCUUCUCAAUCUUUUAACAGCUGGUGAUGAGCUAAUGUUGGAUGAAUUUUGCAAUUACAUUCAGAAUUUUUUAAUUCAUCAAAAAUUUGAAUGGCUUGAAGAUAAUCUUGUCGAAGUGUUACGUAUUACAGGAAGUUGUAGUUGUUAUAAGAGUUUUAUAUUUUCACUUGGAGAUGGAAAGAAUUUACAGGAAGUUAAAUUGAGUAGAGUUCGUGAUUCGGCAACUUCGAUGUAUGGGCAUACUUCCUAUGGUCCACAUUUCGGAACUGCUGAUUUGAGGAUGUAUUCUCCUUUUAACAAUAAGGAAAAUUGUAGUUGUCAACAGGCGAGUUAUUUUAGAACUGUUACUGAACAUGUUAGGUUUGCAGCUGAGGAAUAUGAGGUUUUUCAGGUUGUUCCGAAACAAUAG